UAAUAACUAAUAAGUACAUGGCGCGUCCUUUCUAGAUGAUCAAAGCUGGUAAAACUAUAUUCAUACACUUAAAUACAUAGUAAGGAAAUAAACUGUCUAGAACUUAGAUUUUAUAUGAAUUAUACAUGAUAAUGAAAUGUGCUAAGAACCCAUUUUUCAAUACGUAUCCGAACGUUUUAUCUUGGCGCUUCGUAUUUACUUGAAUCAAAAUUUACGACACCAACAUGGCGGAUAAAUCAGAAAGAGAGAAUGAUGGUGAAAACAGUCCGCCAAGGACUCAAUAUAAAAUUAAAGAUGAGCCAAUGGAUAUGGAUUUUCAUGAUGAAGAAGAGGAACCACCAGCUUUUGGGCCUGCCGCUCUUGGGUUGCAUAGAGUCGGCACCAAAUUGCCGCCAAAGCCAACGCCUAGUGAACCCGUGCAAAAAUUGAAUGCUAGAGGUAUGCCUGCUCGUAUCCGAAAGAAAAAUAGAUUUAUUUUUGUGGAUGAAUUUGUGAAUACUUCACCUCCAAGGCAAUCACCAAAGCGAACUCCAAAGAUCCUAUCUAAAACACCCAGCAAACCAUCUAGUGCGAAGAAACAGAAAUCACCCACAAAAGUUCAGAGAAAUUCUGACAAAUUUGAUGAUAAACCUGAUACAUUAGUUAAUCAGUCACCUGAUGCUAAAUCUGGUCAUAGAAUAGGCAUGAGAUUGCGCAAUUUAUUGAAAUUACCCAAAGCACAUAAAUGGGUAUGUUUUGAAUAUUUUUAUAGCAACAUUGACAAAGCAUUGUUUGAUGGAGAAAAUGAUUUUAUGAUUUGCCUUAAGGAAUCAUUCCCCCAAUUGACUAGUCGAAAAUUAACUCAAACACAAUGGACAAAAAUCCGUAGGAUGAUGGGCAAACCCCGUAGGUGCUCUCAAGCUUUUUUUGCUGAAGAAUGCAGGGAAUUAGAAAGGAAGAGAAAAAUGAUAAGAUAUGUACAACAACGAAAAUCUGCAGAUUUAUGUGCGAAAGACUUGCCAAAUGAAAUCCCAAUGCAGUUAGUAGUUGGGACAAAAGUUACAGCCAGAUUACGGAAACCACAAGAUGGCUUGUUUACUGGUUGUAUAGAUGCUGUUGACACAUCUAACAAUACCUACAGAAUAACAUUUGAAAGGCCUAAAUUAGGAACACAUUCAGUUCCCGAUUAUGAAGUUUUAUCCAAUGAACCACCUGAUACUAUAAGCUUAGCAAGUAUAUCACGCAAGUUCAGACCUCGAUAUGUUAUGCAAGAAAUUCUAAAUCUCUAUGAAACUCCAAAUUCUAACUCUCAAGGAGACCCCUUAAUAGGAUGCUCAGACAUUGCCAAACAUAUGGAAUCAACAAUUGGGAGUUAUCCAUUUCCAUUUUUAGAACUUAUUGUUAAAUUAAGAAAAAUAUUGAAUGCAAAACGGGGUAAAAUAAAUAAGUUGAAUGAAUAUAAUUGUGAAGCCGAGAAAAAGAAAUCUUUUGGUCAAAGAAUGCCUGAAGAUUUUGAAAGAAAAUAUGCAGCAGUUGUCAUUGAUUUAGAAAGAAUUAAUAUGGAUUUGCAAAGUUAUAUCAAUGAUAUACAACAAUAUUGUCAACAGAUAGCACCAGGUCCUUGUUUAGCUGCAAUGUUGGCCCCAUCACAUCUAAGAGAGAAAUGCCGAGAAGAAGCUUCAAUGCUGGUAGAGAAAAAUAAUAAUAAUUCAGUUAAAGAUUCUUCAUUGAUAGAUCUCAUUACAGACCUUACUGCUCUUAUGCUUCAAGUGAAAAGUUUGGCAGAUUCUGAUCAAAAUGCUUAUGAGUUAAGUGUUCUGCAAGGGACGAUGGAUCAGAUUAAAAUGAAGCUAAAACCUCAAUAUCAAAAAUUAUUUCAGAAUAAUGUUGAGAUUCAUAUGCAUAGAAUCCAAAUGGGCUUAGGUCAAAUGUCAACAAAUUACAGCAACAGUACUUGAAGUAAAAUAUAUAAUUAUUCGCACUAGCUUAUAAGUUGCAUAAAGAAUUUAUUAAUGCAAUAAAAUAUAAAUUAUUGUUCUAUGAUAUAAAAUAUAAUAUAGAUGUGUUUAUAAUUUUCAAAAUUUAAUGUAUUGAGAUAAACAUAUAAUUAAUUAUCUUAACAUUUAUGUAACUUUUAAUAAAUUCAUUUAUGAAUCAAAACUCAAAUUGGUUAGAUAUGCACUAUGCAUAGUGCUUAUAUGGGAGUGCUAUCUGUCCUGUAGGUAAUAUUGUAACUAAUAAGAAUAGAAAAUAAAUCAUUUUUAUGAAAGCA
Manduca sexta (tobacco hornworm) is the source of this 2251-nucleotide messenger RNA. It is a transcript of the gene Aly, whose product is annotated as protein lin-9 homolog. Gene Ontology annotation, cellular component: nucleoplasm; transcription repressor complex. Gene Ontology annotation, biological process: regulation of transcription by RNA polymerase II; DNA-templated transcription; regulation of cell cycle. Gene Ontology annotation, molecular function: DNA binding. The transcript has 2 exons. NCBI's taxonomy places the organism in Eukaryota, Metazoa, Arthropoda, Insecta, Lepidoptera, Sphingidae. Bases 225 to 1937 code for a protein of 570 amino acids. The record is from RefSeq and is a predicted model, not a curated record.